AUGACUCGGCACGCCGUCGGUAAAGCUACUAAACCUUUGGCUUCUGCUGUGGGUGCUCAACCGGUCUCGCAAACUCAACGAUUCUCUCCUGCAUUUCGUGGCCGCAAAACCUCGGUCAUCUUGGAUAAUGACCAGUCCAAUAAUGUCAUUGUCAAUCCAAAACUACUUAAAAUGCACAAAAAUGCACUGCCGAGUGCCAGUACCAACGUGAGUGGACGACAAGUGAUGACGGACCAGGAAUUCGCUUGGCAUUCCGAUCCAUUCCUGCGUAUGCUUUCUAGCCCUUUGAGGGCCUGCACUUUAACUAAGCGGUAUGCUCCAACAGACCACUUGAUUCGUAUGACUGCUACUCUUUUCGCGCAACAAGGAGAGUCAAUAUCUUCAUCAACGCCAGCAUAUAUCAUGCCUUCGAACCUUCACCAUCCUCGCUAUGCACCCCAUCCACGAGGGCAGGGUACUUAUAUCCCUUGCUCAAAGAAAGCCAUCCCAUUAUUAGCUGGGAAGGGUCGCCAUCGAGGUCUAUUUCCGGGAGCCGAGGUCCACCCUUUACUAGAGGAUCAAAUUACUUCUGGGCUACAGGCUAGAUGCGUCGAAGAAGCUGAACUAGUGGCCAACAGUCUCAGAACGACAGCGCGCUACAAACCGGGCGAACCGGCUGCCUUUACCGUACGAGACUAA
Rhizoctonia solani is the source of this 678-nucleotide messenger RNA. RefSeq lists its product as uncharacterized. NCBI's taxonomy places the organism in Eukaryota, Fungi, Basidiomycota, Agaricomycetes, Cantharellales, Ceratobasidiaceae. The record is from RefSeq and is a predicted model, not a curated record. The transcript is spliced from 3 exons. The coding region runs from base 1 to 678 and encodes 225 amino acids.